CCGGGCGGCGCCUUUGCGACCAUGGAACAUGAGGAGGAGAUGGUUUGGGGUGAAGCAAAGAAGAGCGACGCUCCCCUAGACGGAGUGCCCGGGUUUAUGAAGCCUGGGGGCAACAGAGCCGAGACGAACCCGUUUCUGCGCAAAAAGGUCGCAGAUUCCACCGAGUCUAUGUCCAAGUUGAACCUGGAGCCCAGCAACCCAUGGCAACUGUCGAGAGAGCCAGCUGGACCUUCGCAUAGUGUCCCGGAAUUCAAGGACACCUGGGAAGAUGCUCCCGCAAUUGUUCCGUCGCUCCCGCCGAAGGACAUAUGGGAGACUCCUACACCACCACCCGCCUCAUCGCCCGCGCUGGUUUCCCUGCCUUCAGGAAGCGAGUCUCCGGCUUGGGAUGAAGACCCUCUGGGGAAGAAUAAGGCUCCUGCGCCGCCAAUGGCUACAGUGUCUGAUGAAUUCACAGAAGAGACGCACGUAUGGGAUGACUUGGGAUCAAAGGGCAAGGCCAAGGCUACCGAGGAAUGGAACUUGAUAGAUGCAGAACCGUCGGAACCAACCGACACAAAACCACCUCUGCCGCCGAGACGAUCUACCGAUAAACUAAGCUGGAAACCCUCACGACAACAAGUUGACGGCGCGGAGACCUACCAGGUCAAGAAUAUCAAGUGGUACGACCCGACCGCACCGACGAACCCCCGCACCUCUCCCAUUUUAAUCCAAAACGCCAACGGACCAUGUCCCCUGGUGGCUCUCGUCAACGCCUUGACAUUGACAACGCCAGCCGAGAACGCCGAUACUGCGCUGGUCCAGGUUCUCCGAUCUCGGGAACAAGUCAGCUUAAAUCUGCUACUGGAUGCUGUGUUUGACGAACUCAUGUCUCCCCGGAGAACGAGCUCCGAAGAUGCGCUACCCGACGUCUCGGACCUCUACGCGUUCCUCCAGAGCUUGCACACUGGGAUGAACGUCAAUCCCCGAUUCAUUCCCACUGCGCAAAUGAUCAAUGCCUACAAGCGCACAUCCCUGACACACCUGCACCCGACUGAACGAGGUGACCUCAUCCCCGGGACUUUCGAGAACACGGCUGAGAUGAGUCUAUACGCCACCUUUUCAAUUCCGCUGAUCCACGGGUGGCUACCUCCCAAGUCGGAGCCAGCGUACGAGGCUUUGGAGCGGCAGGCUGCGUCCUACGAAGAUGCGCAAAACCUGCUGUUCCGAGAAGAGGAACUCGAGAGCAAGCUUUCAACAGAGGAUGGGCUGGAUGAGUCGGAACAGCAACUGUACCAGGAUAUCCUGGUCAUCAAGUCAUUUUUGAUGGCCUCAGCCACGCAGCUUACGCACUGGGGAAUCGAAGUCAUUGGCAGAGCGAUUCGCCCCGGCACGUUUGCGAUUCUGUUCCGAAACGACCAUUUUAGCACGCUGUACUGCCACCCUGACACGAUGCAGCUACUGACGCUGGUGACGGACGCUGGAUUCAAGACUCAUGACGAAAUUGUUUGGGAGACGCUAUCCGAUGUCAACGGUGAGAGCACCGAGUUUUUGUCAGGGGACUUUCGGAUGAUAGGAACUGGAGUCGUUCUCGCAUCUAGCGAUGACAACGAAGGCGAUUGGACGACAGUGCAGAGACGAGGCAAGGCACGGCAAGAGGAAGAACCCAUGAGUCCAAGCACCGAGCAAGAGGAUAGAGACUUGGCACUUGCGCUGCAGCUACAAGAAGAGGAGGACGAGCGACACAGGGCAGCUGAGGCCAGGCGUCGGAGGGAAAGCAUCCUGUCAGAGCAGUAUAUCGAGCAACAAGGUCGCCAACCGGGGCCUAACCCGGGAAUGACCACGGGAAUGGAACCAGGACGAGGUCGUGGAGGUGGGGGAGUCGGACUAGCUCCAGCGCGAAGCAGCUCCAACGUCGCUACUCAGCCUCGACCCAACCAACAAGUGCGGUCUCUGAUCCCACCGCAGCAACAGGGCGUGACAGGACCUGGCGGGGCAAGACCGAUUGCGGCGAGACCCGCGAGACCUGGCGUAAACCGACCGGCUGAAGAUGGAGACGAUGCCCCGCCGUCGUAUGAACAAGCGGCGCAUGACGUAGCGUAUCAGCCGCCGAUGGGACAUCCGAGCCAUGCAGGCAGUAGCCCAGCCGUGUCAAGACAGUCGACG
Messenger RNA from Ilyonectria robusta, 2145 nucleotides. RefSeq lists its product as uncharacterized. Gene Ontology annotation, biological process: protein K48-linked deubiquitination. The annotation marks the transcript as partial. Gene Ontology annotation, cellular component: cell periphery; cytosol. The record is from RefSeq and is a predicted model, not a curated record. The transcript has a single exon. Gene Ontology annotation, molecular function: K48-linked deubiquitinase activity; cysteine-type carboxypeptidase activity; cysteine-type deubiquitinase activity. Lineage: Eukaryota; Fungi; Ascomycota; Sordariomycetes; Hypocreales; Nectriaceae.